GGGAUUGAAGCGGCUGCCUCGGAGCUCUCCGGUAACGGACACAGUAGACUGCGCUGACUCACGCUGACGAUCCGCACACAGCACCUUUUAGACUCUACCUGACCCGCAACCUGACAGCAGGAAGACAUAAAGGAACUUUUUCUCUGAAUUUUGGAGCCGUGGUCAAUCCGCUCUCGACUGCUUCUCUUCAAAUUCGAUUUGGCAUCAAACAAAGUCACAGGCUACUCCAUGUUAUUGAUUCAUAAACACCAGAUGGCGGUGAGUUGAAAUAUCACUAGAACACAUCUGAGCGUGUUGGGACGGGACCGGGUGUUUUUUCUUUUCUUCACCUCGUUUAAAGCAACUGCGGACGAGAAAAAACUUCUACCGGUGGCGGACCUUGUAUCUUCGUCUUAAAUUCCGUUAAACAUCAUCCGAACCCCUCCUCCUCCUCCUCCUCCUCCUCCACCACCUCCUUAUCCUCCUCCACCAGUCUUCACUUGUUAAAACAACAGCCACCGCGGAGACAAGACUCCAGCCUGCCUGCCAGCGGUCAAAGGGAAUCAAAAUAACAGUUUAGCAACCGGCAGCUCAAGAUUGGACCCUCACAAGGAUGCUACCCCAGCACAGACACCACUAGACGGUCCAAACAGCGGCUGCCAAUAUGUUUAGGCGAGGUUAUGGUGGAGUGGAGUUACUGUUGGUGCUGUGUGGCCUGGAUCUCUCUCUGCCCUGCCCUCGCCACUGCAUCUGCUACACCUCACCUAGCACCGUCUCCUGCCAGGCCCACAACUUCCAUGCCGUGCCGGAGGGCAUCCCUGCCCAGAGCGAGCGCGUCUUCCUGCAGAACAACAAGAUCCAGCGGCUGCUCCGCGGCCACUUCUCGCCCACCACCACCAUGUUGUGGCUUUACUCCAACAACAUCUCCUACAUACAACCCUCCACAUUGCAUGGCUUCGACCGCUUGGAGGAGCUCGACCUUGGGGACAACCGGCACCUGCAGGCUGUUGCUUCAGACACCUUCCAGGGCCUGGGGAGGCUACACGCCCUGCACCUAUACCACUGUGGCCUGAUCACCCUGCCUGCAGGCAUCUUCGCGGGCCUCAAUAGUCUCCAGUAUCUCUACCUACAGGACAACCAGUUGGAGUUCCUAGAGGACGAUCUGUUCAUCGACCUUCUGAACCUCAGUCAUCUCUUCCUGCAUGGCAAUAAACUAUGGAGCCUUCGCCAGAACACUUUCCGUGGUCUGGGGGUCUUAGACCGCCUGCUUCUGCACCAGAACCGAAUCCAGUGGGUUGACCGCCAAGCUUUCCAUGACCUGCGGCGCCUCACCACCCUGUACCUGUUUAAUAACUCCCUCACUGAGCUAUCCGGAUCCUGCUUGACUCUACUGCCGGCCCUGGAGUACCUACGACUGAACGACAACCCGUGGGAGUGUGACUGCAAGGCGCUGUCAAUUUGGGAUUGGCUGCGUAGGUUCAGAGGCUCCACCUCAACUCUGAUGUGCGUUUCACCACCAGAGCUGGCAGAGAAGGACCUGAAAACGCUGAAGAAAGAGGACCUGCCCAGUUGCCUGCCAGCAGAGGGUCAUGCACACGGGGCCCCUGGUGGGGAGAUGGAGCAUGGAGAUUCUUUGAACCACCUGAAUCGUCACAGAAACCAUCACACCCAUCAUCAGCGGCCGUACUUGCCCCACGGUGAUCAGUACAGCUUGCCUUCACCCUCGCCCCUGCCGCGGCCACCCAAGGGGGGUCGCAGAAACUGUACCCGUCGGGGCCGCAAGGGAAAAGGGGGGCCGAAUGAGGUGCAGGUACUGCGGGAGGGGGGUGAGAAAGACUAUACUCCAGAUGGAGGUAAAUACGAUCUGUCUGGAACUGCAAGGAGGAAGAACAAGUGCAUCCCCAGAACUUCUGUUGGCCCACCGAGUGGAGUCCAGAGAGCCAAUAAUAACGCUGGGUCACACUUUGCAGAUUAUACCUUCAGUUUACUAACAGCUCUGCUGCUGUCACUCAUCUCUGUCAUCCUACGCUGAGACAGGAAACGGCCACUUUUGCGCUGGUGAUCCAACCUUAUGAUUCAUUCUCCUGAACCACCCUGUCCUGGCUCUUUCAAUGAGGCAUGUGUGCAUAACUGUGAGUGUGUACAUGACUGUGUAAAAAGAACAUUAUCAAAUAUCUACUGUAAAGGUAUCCCUGCUGUAUUAAGGCAGGAAUCUUUAUGACUCAUAAUCGAAACAUGGGAAAACAGGGAAAACAAUUUAACCUAUUGCUUUGAUGAUGUCACCCAGGGAAACAUCAGGAAAACGUAACAUUUUGUCUCUGUGGCAUCGAUUGCUUCGCUAGAUCCACGCUCUAAUGAAAAAAAUGUACAGCCACAUAAAAUAACAAGCCAAUGACUCAUUCAAGUAACAGCGAGGAAACAAAAAAAAAAGCACAAUAUGGAUCAAAACAGUUCAAGGCUCUGACUCUAUGUCAUUCAUAACUGUCACACUGCUCACUCAACAGCACCUUAAGAUCCAGAAGCAAGUUACUGCACGACACCAGUGGCAGUAAAGUGAAUCAUCGUACUGCCAUAGCAGUAAUAACUGGAAUCACUGUAUAUCUAGUAAUAAAGGGAUUUUACUUGCAUGUCUCACAGGAAGGUGAACCCACUUUGAUUCACAUCUUUAGUCUAAACUCACUAAAACACCACUGGUGUUGUGACGCAUUUACAUAACUGACAAUUCUUCAAACUAGUCCUAGUUAAAAGGUGUCCUUUGUCCUUGCAACACAUCUCCUUAAAAGCCAUUCAGAACCAACCUUUCAUUGUAAAGAGCCAACCGGUCACAGUCAGUGUAAAUGAGUGAGUGAAAGAAUGUCUGUAUAACUGUUUGUAUUGUGUGAGUUUGUGUCUACUUAAAAAAUACAACAAAAAACACUAAAGCCAUGCGGGUAGAACGACAAUAGAUAAGAACGCCUCAUGAGAGCCAGUGGCCAAGAAGGACAAACUAU
Molecule: messenger RNA, 2969 nt
Organism: Anarrhichthys ocellatus (wolf-eel)
Lineage: Eukaryota; Metazoa; Chordata; Actinopteri; Perciformes; Anarhichadidae
Gene: rtn4rl1a
Product: reticulon 4 receptor-like 1a
Exons: 3
Coding region: 644-2011 (455 amino acids)
Cellular component (GO): plasma membrane
Molecular function (GO): protein binding
Source: RefSeq, a predicted model, not a curated record